CAUGCGCUGGUGUGUGCUGGAGCCGCCGCUGCUGGGCUGCUUCCCGGUGCUGUACGCGCCCGGGCGCCUCUCGACCCCGCGCCUGGCCUUCCCUACGACACUAUGAAGCCCUAGACCCCGCAGGCCCUAGAAACCGUUCGCUGUCAGCAUGUUCGGCCGCUCUCGCAGCUGGGUGGGCGGUGGGCAUGGGAAGGCCGCCCGCAGCAUCCACUCCUUGGACCACCUCAAGUACAUGUAUCACAUUUUGACUAAAAAUACAACGGUAACAGAUCACAACCGCAACCUGCUGGUGGAGACUAUUCGUUCUAUAACAGAGAUCCUUAUAUGGGGGGAUCAAAAUGACAGCUCAGUAUUUGACUUUUUCUUGGAGAAGAAUAUGUUUGUUUUCUUCUUGAACAUCUUGCGUCAGAAGUCUGGACGUUAUGUGUGUGUACAGCUUCUGCAAACUCUGAACAUCCUUUUUGAGAAUAUCAGUCAUGAAACAUCACUGUACUACCUGCUCUCUAAUAAUUAUGUAAAUUCUAUUAUUGUCCACAAAUUUGACUUCUCUGAUGAGGAGAUCAUGGCAUAUUACAUAUCAUUUUUGAAAACUCUUUCCCUGAAGCUCAACAGUCAUACUGUACAUUUCUUUUACAAUGAGCACACUAAUGACUUCGCUUUGUACACUGAAGCUAUUAAAUUUUUUAACCAUCCAGAAAGCAUGGUCAGGAUUGCUGUUAGGACUAUAACUUUAAAUGUCUACAAAGUGGACAACCAACCUAUGCUGCACUACAUUAGAGAUAAGACUGCUGUCCCUUAUUUCUCUAACCUCGUUUGGUUUAUUGGAAGCCACGUGAUAGAACUGGAUAACUGCGUGCAGACAGAUGAAGAGCACAGAAAUAGAGGCAAACUGAGUGACUUGGUAGCAGAACAUCUUGAUCAUUUACAUUACCUUAAUGAUAUCCUUAUCAUUAACUGUGAGUUUUUAAAUGAUGUGCUGACAGACCACCUACUUAAUAGGCUCUUUCUUCCCCUCUACGUGUAUUCAUUAGUAAAUCAAGAUAAGGGAGGAGAGCAUCCAAAAAUAAGUCUCCAGGUUUCUCUUUAUCUUCUUUCUCAAGUUUUUCUAAUUAUACAUUAUGCCCCUUUGGUGAACUCAUUGGCUGAGGUUAUACUUAAUGGUGACCUCUCGGUGUUUUCUUCUAAAGUUGAGCAAGAUAUACAGAGAAACUCAACGAAGUCAAGUAUCAGAUGUUUCAUAAAACCAACAGAAACACUUGAAAGGUCUCUUGAAAUUAAUAAACAGAAGGGGAAGAAGAGAAUGCAGAAGAGACCCAACUAUAAGAAUGUUGGUGAAGAAGAUGAAGAGGAGAGAGGAUCUGAAGAUAACCAAGAUGAUCUAGAAAAAAAUAAAGGUACAGAGUCAAGUUCAAAGGGCAUCAGAACAAGCAGUGAAAAUGAAGAAAUAGAGAUGGUGAUCAUGGAGAGAUGUAAGCUAUCAGAAUUGUCUAUCUCUGCUGUGACAGAACAGAAUACAACAGAUGAAGAAAAGAGUGCAGCUGCCUCUGGGAGUGAGAUAACAAACUGGAACAGACCUUUUCUUGAUAUGGUCUAUAAUGCACUGGACUGUGCUGAAGAUGAUUAUUAUGCCCUCUUUGUGCUCUGUCUUCUAUAUGCAAUGUCACACAAUAAAGGAAUCGACCCAGUCAAGCUGGAAAGAAUUCAACUUCCAGCUCAAAAUGCUGAAGAGAGGAAUUCAUACAAUCAUGUACUUGCAGAAGGGCUCAUCAGGAUAAUGAAUUAUGCUGCACAACCAGAUGGAAAAAUCCGUUUGGCAACUUUAGAACUUGGCUGCCUAUUACUGAAGCAGCUUGUGUUUUCUAAAAACAGGAGCAUUAUAAAAGAUGUACACCUUGCUUGCCUUGAGGGUGCAAGGGAGGAAAGUGUUCAUCUCCUUCGUCGUUUCUAUAAGGGAGAAGAGAUUUUCCUGGAUAUGUUUGAAGAUGAGUACCGGAGUAUGACAAUUAAACCUAUGAACGUAGAGUACCUGAUGAUGGAUGCCUCAAUCUUGUUGCCUCCAACGGGGACACCACUGACUGGUAUUGAUUUUGUGAAAAGAUUGCCUUGUGGAGAUGUGGAAAGAACACGAAGAGCAAUCAGAGUUUUCUUCAUGCUCCGUUCACUAUCACUGCAUUUGAGAGAUGAGCUAGAAACUCAGUUGCCACUCACAAGGGAGGAAGAUCUGAUAAAGACAGAUGAUGUUCUUGACUUGAAUAACAGUGACCUCAUUGCUUGUACAGUCAUAACAAAAGAUGGAGGUCAAGUUCAAAGAUUCCUUGCUGUGGAUAUUUACCAGAUGAGUUUGGUUGAGCCAGAUAUUGCCAGACUUGGAUGGGGAGUAGUGAAGUUUGCAGGCCUUUUGCAGGAUAUGCAAGUGACAGGAGUAGAAGAUGACAGUAGAGCUCUGAAUAUAAUAAUUCACAAGCCUGCCUCCAGUCCUCAUUCUAAGCCCUUCCCUAUCCUUCAAGCUACAUUUAUUUUUUCUGAUCACAUUCGCUGCAUUAUUGCGAAGCAGCGUCUUGCAAAAGGCCGUAUCCAGGCUCGGCGGAUGAAGAUGCAGAGAAUAGCAGCUCUCCUGGAUCUUCCUGUUCAGCCUUCAACUGAAGUUAUGGGUUUUGGACACGGCUCUGCAGCUGCAGCUCAACACCUUCCAUUUAGAUUUUAUGAUCAGUCACGCCGUGGUAGCAGUGAUCCUACGGUACAACGCUCUGUUUUUGCAUCUGUUGACAAAGUUCCAGGCUUUGCUGUAGCCCAGUGUAUAAAUCAGCACAAUCCAUCACCACUCUCAUCACCGUCACCUUCCAGUGGCAGUGGAAGCACAGGGCGCUGUGAUUCAGUGACAGCAAGCUCAACAUCCACUCCUGCUGCACAGAGCCCAUCAGGUCUGGCAGGAAAGGACGUCGGCGGGUGUUUAGUCUGUCGGAGGCUGACAGUCACGGUGGACACUGGGUUUAGGUCUUCAAGCAGCAGCUGCAACAGAAACUCACGCAAUAUCAAUUCAGAUGAUGCUUCAGCUCCAGAGCAGCCUCAAAUGACCAUUUCUGGUCAGAUGAUGACUGAAGAAACUCUUUCAGCUGUCUCAAAGUCUAACAAGAACACUGUAAAAACCAGUGACAUAGAAACAACGAACCUGUCUCCUAGCCUGAUUCCUGCACAGCAGCCCACAAUAUCAUUAAUAACAGAUGACAAUACAGAUGCACUAAGCGUAGAGUCGCUUACACUGGUGCCACCAGUCGAUCCACACAGUAUUCGAACAUUCCCCUGCAUUCCUCAGUCCUCUUUGGAGUCUGAAGGUGAAGUUUGCAAGGUGAAAGAGGUAGAGGAAGAAAGUGCUGACUAAAGCCAACCUGUGGACUGUAUUAAACAGUGAAGCAAUUGCAACCAAAUUCUUGGUUGUUUUUUCUUUGAGAGUGCAGAUACUUGAAGCCUGAAAGACCAACUGGUCCACAAGAAGAGACCCACUAAUGAAAGCUUUUAGCAUAUUUAAACUGGAAUUUAAAAGAAGAAAAAUUAAAAAUGGCAGCAUUUGAGUCUGGACUGGUUGUUUCCUACCAGUUUCUAUUAUAGAAGAACACAAAAGUAUUUCACAGACCUACUUUCUUUUGAUUACACAGAGUUUCAGCUGCAGGAACUCUGUUAAUUGUAUUAACAGUGUUACAGCAAACUGAAGAAGCUUUUGGAUAUCUGGAUAUUGUAUCACUAACUUCUCUGAAACUGGAGACAUACCAUUUACCAGAAAAAGAAAUACAUUGUAGCACAGAGAUUACAUUUCCAUUUGAAAUGUGAUGUAUUUUUCUGUUUGUGUUUUGGGUUUGUUUGGUUUCUUUUACCCUGAUCUCAUUGAUCCUUUGAAGGUCUGCGUGAUACCAGCAGGCUUGGCCAUUUGUAGGAUUGUCUUUGUAGAACUCCAGACUUCAAUAUUGGGUUUUCCAUGUGCAAUAUUUAUUUCAAGGUUUGAUUCAAAGCAAGAUAUAUAUUGAACUAUUUUUUAAAAGGUGAAAGCUUGUAAGUUAAUGACAAAUGCUUAUUCAAAUUAACAUAAGGGAUUGUUGAGGCCACUUUAGUCUUUGCUUAAGCAGCUACAGAGGAAUGUGAAAUAUUUUUAAGAGCUUGCUAUUGCUUGUUUGUUUGCUUCUGACAGUCAAAUUGCUACACCUCUGAGGAGUAAUGACACCCUUUCUACUGAAGCACAACUUCUAGAAUCAGACAGAAGAGGCUUUUUAAAUGUUGUCUUCACAUAGGAAGAAGAGUCACUACAUCUAACUGGCAAUUCCUCUGUAAGUCUGAAACUCAAAAGGAAAGGUAUUGUGUAGUUUUAUUCCUAUCUGGGCUAGCAUCACAGUUAAACAACAUUGCUACACUAAAGUGAUUCUGAGUUUAUGCUUUUCUUUCUUUGCUUCCUAAAUCCUAAUACCAAGUUGACAGAAAAUAGUGGAAAAGUGUUGACUAAAGUUUGGAAUUUCUUUGCUGAUCUGAUACAUAGUGUAACAUGAAUGGUAUUAAGAUUUCUCAUCAAUUUCCAUUUGUGUUGAUUUAAAUUAGUGGUAAAAUGAGUAGAUUGUUGCUAUUCAUCUGUUCAUCACAUUGAGUGCUUUCCAGCUUUCAAAGAUUGACGACUACUUUUUACUUGUUACUGUGAUUUCAGUCCUCAGCACAAUCUGUUUUCAUUCUGUCUAUGCUAACACUGACUUCAUGUCAAGUAGAUGAACCUGAACUUUUUUACUUACUUCCCAAUCUCUAAUUGCACCUUUUCCUGGCUGUCAGAUGGAAAACUUGAAGUGCUUUUAAAUGUGUUAUUUGUGUAUGAGAUUGACUAAUCUACAAGAAGAAAUUGGCUCACUUUUUCUAUCUUUUCAUUCACCUCAUGAUCCUGUAACAGCAUACAGCAUAUCUGCUACUGAACACCAGCAAUUUUUUCUUCCUUCUUUCUUGUAUUUGUGUUGAUUUCUUCCUUUCUGUGACCCCUGCUUUGUCUCAAAUAGAAUUAACCAGUAUUCUGACCAUUCCACAACGGCCUAAACUGAGUUCUGAGAGCUAGGUGUCCUUGGCAGCGCUGUGAAUAUGGGUUGAGAAUUUGGCAUGGCUGGAGUAAGACUCUAUAUUGGAUGAGGCUUUUUAAUGUUUGAUUGGGUUUUUUUUUGUUUGGGAUUUGUUUUGCUCUGUUUUGGUUGUUCGUUUGUUUGGGGUUUUUUUGUGGCCAUAUGCUUAAAGCAGGUUUGCACUGUUGCACCAAGGAUGUGUGUACCUCAACCUGCCUAGACAUCAACUGCAUUUUGGGUACAAGGACCACAUAAAUUUUUGUUAGCUGAACUGCUUGCAGCCUAGACUUUCUCUACUAUGUUGCCCCAGUAAUAUUCUGAAGAUCAUUAUUAAAAAAUAUGCCUUCCUUAAUUUGAAAGCAUUUUGUGUUAGUUGUUAAGGUUAACUCUUGACCUAGAUUACACAAAAUGGCACUCUGCAGGCUGAGUUCCCUUAAAUAGAAUUAAUUUUAGACAGGAAAACCUUGAUCUUUAUUUAUCUAAUUUCAAAUUCACUUCUAGCAAGAUUAGGACCCUGCACAAGGAGUGUUUUAACAGGUAUGCAUAAUCUCAUGCUUCAGCUGUACUGCACAAGAAAUGGGACAAAGGGAAAUAAAGCUGACUUUGUGCUUUGCAUUCCUUUUGAGUGGCUUUUACAUCUCAUGACCUGUUUUCUACUGAGAGCUUCAGAGUGAAAGACUAAGGUAAAUACUAUUAUUAGAAAAGUAGAAAAUAAGGUUUGCUGUCCUGUCCACUGCUGUCAGAGCCUUGCUGGUCCAGAGAGGUGGUAAGCAGAGAUAUCUUUUAGCAGUUCUGUCAGAAGCUCCUUGCAAAGAUGGAAAGCUCUGACUGCACCAGCUCUGCCAAUGUUGUGUUCCUAUAUAUAUGUCACAACUGGUUGGCACAGACCAGCGUAAACCUCUGAAUGGUCAUUCCACAGAAGCAACUGACUUUUUACUUGUAAUGUUAAGGCAUGUGUGUAUACCAUUUGACCAUGUUUUGUGCUGCAUUAAGGGACUUCAGUGUGUAAAAGCUCUGGAGACACUGAAAUAAUCUAUUGACAGUCUUUUAUCUCUGCGAGUACGGUGUUACUCAUCUACAAUUCCUUGAAGAGUAUCAUAUCUAUCUCUCCCUUAUCAGAACAACUCAAGGGCUGUUUCCUUAUCCCUCUUUCACUGUAAAAAGGAAACUCAAGCAGGAAAGCAUGAGCACAUCAGCCACAAAUGUAGUUUUUUUCCUAAACAAAAGGUGAUUUGGGUCAGUGUAACAUCAGUAUUUUUAAUCAGAUCCAAAUACCAAGUUGCAAAUACCAGCUAUAUUCUGUUAGCAUAAAACAGUUCUGUUCUCCUUCUGAGGAGCCAAAGAUGCCAAGGCAUAUUGAAUGUUACUUUGGUACUUUGUGGUUUAGGUGUCUCAUUUUAUGUUUUGCCAAGAUACUGCUUGCUUAUGUAUUGCCUUCACUGACUCUUGCAGGUCCCCGUUGCUUUUGUGUCGUCCAGCAUACAGCAAUGAGCACGACUCAGGUUUUUGGUUUGUGGGGUGUAGUGGCAGCAUACAUUUGAUGGAAAGGAAAUGGAAGGUGGAAGCAUCAGUGCCAAAAUCUAAUGUCUGCUUCACCAUGGAAAUAGUGCUUGCAGUGUAAAACGUCUCUGCAAGCAUUGUUUUGUAGAAAUUCUUUGACAUAGAAAGAAACUAUGAAGUGCAGGAAGCUUAGCCUUUUUUUUUAAAGCUGUGUGAUUUAAACCAAACCCAGCAGAAAUCUGGUCACAUACAUUAAUACAGAGAGCUGUAUUUCAUGUGUGAAGUCAUGAAUUAUAUACAAUAUAAAGACUGAGCUCAUUGAUAUUCACCACUUCUAAUUCAAGAUAAACUGAAAUUCUGACUUCCUUUAAGCUGACCUUACAAAAAAAAGGAUGGAUGCAUAGAUAAAUAAAAAACCUGUUAAAGACGCUUCUCAAUGUUCUUCACUUUACAACACAGUUGAAAUUUCCCUUGAAGUCACUUGAUGAGGAGAAGUUUGGAGUACCUCCCAGAAUACAUUUAUUCUUUUGCGCUACUGUUGCUAAAGGACAGGUAUGUGGCACUUAAAAACUCUUCUUCUGUGUCCAGAAUGUAAGACUCAAAUCUUGAUCACUAUUUAGAGUUUAAGUCAAUGUCUUAUUAUGCUUAACGGAGACAGAAUGCAAGUGAUAAUACUGCUCUUUUGUGGAUUUGUGUUAUUCUUGCAUGUAGAAUUUUACAAGAGACAGUUAAAAUAGUUCAUUCAUAGCAAAAUGAACAGCCCUUAAGUUUUGAAAUUACUCUGUUUAGUUUUGGUUUGUUGUUUUGGUUUUAUUUCUAAUGAAGCAGCAGGACAUGAGUGACUGUAAUUUCCACACUUACUGGAAGUGGCCUGGCACUGGAAACUAUUUGGAACUCACUAGCUGCCCUGUAAUUGAAUGUAGUUUUCCUAGUACUAAAUGAAACUAUAAACUGUAUGCCUGCAGACACAGGUAAGCUAUCAGACAGACAAGUCAAAUUGUAGAUAUAAAUAUGAAGCCAUUUUGUAAAAGUAAACACUUUAAUCACAUGGUGCUGUCAGUGCUCUAGUGUAAUCACUUGAUGCUGCACACAUCAGAGAAAUAUCUACAGAAUUACCCUAGUGAAUAGCUCUACUUAUCUGCAUGUAUUACUGAAAAAAAAGCCACUGUGCUAAAUUUUGUGAUGUCUUCACUAACUAUCUAAUGUUAAACAGGGAGCUGCUUUUAGAACGACAUUGCACAGGCAUUUGUCAUCUGGGAAACAUAAGUGUUUCAGUCCUGCACUUGAAUCAAAGAUUUGCUUAGAGGCAUCUGAUGGGCGUGAUCAGCAAGAUUCAGGUAUUUUGCCUGAGAGGUGAUGAGUUUCCUUGAUGAAUUUCCUACUCAUCUACCUAGUGUUAGGUGUCUUUAAGUAUAUUGAAAAUUCUAUUGCUAAGUGUUACUGUCAUUCUUAAAUGUAGUGUGCAACUGACCAUCACUGGCCUACCCUAGCGUAUCGCUAACCAGGGCACUGCUCUUCUAUUAUUUAGAAGUCUUUGGUGUGGUUCUCCUGUGCUUGCUGCUCUGUUGCUCUGACUCUGCUCAACAUUUGCAGCAUGAAUUAGAAACAAAUACAAUAAUUCUUACUGUCUCCUAAUAAUAGGACUUACUAUCUCCUAUUGGCUUCUGAAUAGCAGAUGGUGAUCCAAGCAGGACUUGCUAGGGUGGGAUGCUUUUAGGAGAUGGCAUGCAGGGGGAAGUGCUAGGGAGAGUUUCCUACUGCUCAGGACUUUAUGAGCAGCAGCAGCAAAGACAUAGGAAGUACAUUUCUGGACUAUGUCGCAAACAGAAGGUUCUUUCAUAUAGAAAUGUAUUUUUAUAUUGCAUUUGUACAGAAUUUUCCCUAUUUUGAUCGCCCAAGUUUUUUAGAUUUGCACAUUGCUCGGAUUUGCUUUCUUUUGCAAGGUGUUAUAAAAUGUGGCCUUUUUUCCCUUUAUUAAUGUAUUAAAAAUGUAAAGCUAAAUUUUGCUUGUCUAAUAAAUGUGCAGUGUGGUGAUAAUUGGUUUUUGUUUCACUAAUUUGGAUUCGUUGGGUCUUAAUAUGAAAAGGAAAAACUUGAGUCAUUGUGACUGUCUUGUUAGCAGAAAAAUGUGCAGUGCAUUUAUUUUUGAAAAGUAACUCAAAAGAGCUUAAGCAGGUACUGACUAAGAACAUUUGUUAAUGAUAAAAGGUAAAAGUUCAGUGACUUUCAGACUAGCAUAUAGUAUUUUCAGGAGUCUUCUAAGAUUAUGAUCUUAAAAGAGAUGAGGGAUUUUUUUUACCAUCCUGUUCCCCAUUACUUUUGGUUGUUGGUAGUCACACUAAAGUGAAUUUAAGACAUGGCAAUUGCAAUCUGAUAGUUUAAGUAUGUACAAGGAAGUUAGAAGGUCUGAGCUUUUGUGUUGGGGUGUAUUUAAGGACUAAGUUUGACAUAAAUAGUUACAAUGAACAUGAAAGUAAUUUUGAAAAGGACUGAGAGGAGAUUCAAGUAUGUGAGGUUUAUGGACUGCUAGAAUUUCUCAGUGCUUCGUUUAGCCCAGCAGUAGCACUGCACUGUUACAGCUAUAGGGAACUUGCUGGAAGCAUUUUAAACUUGAGAGGAUAGCUUUAGGUAUCUCCACAUAUGACUAGGGGUGUUGAUCUUUUUGUUGUAAGCUUUUAACUUAAUUGGUAGUUGUUUUGUAAGCUUAAUUGUUUUCAGUGCAAAGAGGGGGAAAUGUAUUUUUCUAGAAUGAGUAUGCCUGAGAUUUAAACACUACAUCAAGCAUUUAGUGAAUGUGAAGGACUGUCCUCCUGUGAAAUAUAUUUCAAUAAAGUUGUGUCUGAAAUGUACUUCAUUUGGGGGUGGGGGUGGGAACAUGCCCUUAUAUUUAUAUGGAAAUAAAAGCCCACAUGUGGGGUGACUUGAAUUAUGAAAUGUCUUUCUGCAGGCAAUAAAUAUUUAAUAUAAGUUAUCUUAGACAUUUGGUGUAAAUGUGACAGUGUCUUAAUUUAAAGGAAAAUGUAAAUAAUGUUUGGGAAUGGAGUGAAGUUAGGAAAUGUUGGUGUAUGUUUCUGAAACCCAGAUUUCUAUAGCCAAGUAUCUGUUUUGCUGGCAUUAAUCAUGUAUCAUGGCUAUUGAAAACCUGGACAAAAAUGACCAAUAGACCUUUCUUUGUAAAUGGAACUUGGCAAUAAAAAUGAUAUUACUAAGAAA
This is a messenger RNA of Pogoniulus pusillus (Red-fronted tinkerbird), 9791 nucleotides long. It is a transcript of the gene CLEC16A, whose product is annotated as C-type lectin domain containing 16A. Gene Ontology annotation, cellular component: endolysosome membrane; late endosome. Lineage: Eukaryota; Metazoa; Chordata; Aves; Piciformes; Lybiidae. The coding region runs from base 149 to 3379 and encodes 1076 amino acids. The transcript is spliced from 24 exons. The record is from RefSeq and is a predicted model, not a curated record. Gene Ontology annotation, biological process: regulation of autophagosome maturation; endosomal transport; endosome to lysosome transport.